Mytilus trossulus (common blue mussel) is the source of this 5365-nucleotide messenger RNA. RefSeq lists its product as uncharacterized. The transcript has 17 exons. The record is from RefSeq and is a predicted model, not a curated record. Gene Ontology annotation, molecular function: protein binding. The coding region runs from base 1 to 4002 and encodes 1333 amino acids. NCBI's taxonomy places the organism in Eukaryota, Metazoa, Mollusca, Bivalvia, Mytilida, Mytilidae.
AUGGACAGGGGAUACAGCUACCAACAACAACCACUACACUACAGGUUCCUCGAUAUGGACAGGGGAUAUAGCUACCAACAACAACCACUACACUGCAGGUUCCUCGAUAUGGACAGGGGAUAUAGCUACCAACAACAACCACUACACUACAGGUUCCUUGAUAUGGACAGGGAUACAGCUACCAACAAUAACCACUACACUACAGGUUCCUCGAUAUGGACAGGGGAUACAUCUACCAACAACAACCACUACACUACAGGUUCCUCGAUAUGGACAGGGGAUACAGCUACCAACAACAACCACUACACUACAGGUUCCUCGAUAUGGACAGGGGAUAUAGCUACCAACAACAACCACUACACUGCAGGUUCCUCGAUAUGGACAGGGGAUAUAGCUACCAACAACAACCACUACACUAUAGGUUCCUCGAUAUGGACAGGGGAUAUAGCUACCAACAACAACUCUACAGUACAGGUUCCUCGAUAUGGACAGGGGAUACAGCUACCAACAACAACCACUACACUACAGGUUCCUCGAUAUGGACAGGGGAUGCAUCUACCAACAACAACUACUACACUGCAGGUUCCUCGACAGGCACAUAAUCAGAUUGUUAUGAUGGAAAAUUGGAAUACGAAACUACUUACAGCUGCUGGGGAUGGAGAUGUAAAAGAUGUGAAAAUAUGCCUACAGAAUAAAGCAUACAUUGAUUAUAAAGAUGGUAGAGGAUGGACAGCAUUAAUGGAGGCUGCCAGGGAAGGACACCUGGAGAUCUGUAGACUCCUCAUUGAUACAGGAUACAGGUUUAAUGAACAAAUAUGUGAGGAUGGAGUGACAGCAUUAAUGUCGGCUGCCAGGUUUGGACACCUGGAGAUCUGUAGACUCCUCAUUGAUAGAGGAAGUAAGAUCGACAUCACAGAUGAUAGUGGAUGGACAGCAUUAAUGUUUGCUGCCAUGUUUGGACACCUGGUGAUCUGUCGUCUCCUCAUUGAUAGAGGAUGUAAGAUCGACAUCACAACAAAAAGUGGAUACACAGCUUUACAUUUGGCUGCUCGGGAGGGAUAUCUACAGACCACAAGAUGUCUGGUAGAAAGAGGUGCCAGUCCCUUGGUUACAACACAUGAGGGUAAAACUCCAUAUGAUCUGGCAGCAGCAAAACUGAAGUUUGAUCCAGGAUACAAAGAAGUAGUGGAAUACUUGCAGAAAAUCCGUGAUAUAUCAGAAUCCAUUUUGACCAAACUCACCCAGUUGAAUAGAGAUGACUUCCAGGAUCUUGUCACUCUAGGAACAUUUUCUUCCUACGAAAACAGGGUGUUUUUGGCUGGUCCUUGCAACAUUGGGAAAUCUUCGCUAGCAAGUAUUUUAAUUGACGAGGCAAUUCCAAAGACAUGGUAUUCAACAGAUGGACUAGUUAUUCAUUUUGGUAGAAAUGGCAUAGACCUACAACACCGAAAAAUGAUUCCAUUGAAAAAAGGUAGUGGUGAUAUUUUAACAAAACUUCUACUUGGAAAUCCUGAAUUAAAAGAACAACAAAUACGUACUGUCGAAUCCCAACUAGAGCAGAAUGUUGAUAAAAAUAUAGAUAAAGUCCCAGGUGAAUCAAAUCUUACAACCAAUGAAUCUAAGUUAAAUCCAUAUAAUAUGGAUAACCUUCCGCCAAAACAGCAACGACAAAAAAACAAAGCAGCACCUGAAAUGACCUCUUCUGAUAGACAACAACAAAUUCCUACUCAAACCUCUCAGAAGACUUUAAAAGGUAUCCAGGAACAGCCAAGUCAUACUGCCCAUUCUAUACAAGAUGAUUUAAUGGAGAAGAUUAAGAAAGGAACUUAUAUCAUGAAAAUAGCACCUUCGGAUUUGGUGGAUUUCGGUGGGCAAAGAUCGUUUGAUAUGACUCAUCAGUUAUUUAUCCAGCACAGGGGGACGUUCAUUCUGAUGUUUGAUGGACGUUUGGGCCUUUAUACAGAAUUGAAAGAAUACCCACAAGGAGAUGUUACAGCUGCAUCCAUUCUUGUGCAUUGGAUUAAUUCUAUAUUGACUUACUGUACAAAAAGUGAUGACAAAAUGCCAAGAAUUGUGUUUGCUGCUACCCAUAGUGAUAGCUUCUCUGAGGAUGAGAAAAAUAAAUUAGUUGUAAUAUUCCAAGAAGAGCUGACGAAGAUGUUUUCCUCACACAAGCUUCAUGAGCAUAUCCUGUACGACAAAGUCUUUUUUAUCAACGCAACAGACGAAGCAGACGAAGAGAUUGGUCGUUUGAAGGAUAAAUUAGUUGAUAUAGCAUUUCAACAGUCAACAUGGGGACAAAAAAUGCCGAUUGUUUGGGUGCCUCUUGAUUUACAGAUAUCAGAUUUGAGAACAGAUGGAGUAAAGUUGAUAACGAAACAAAACCUCCUAGAGAUGAACAAAAACAAUAAGGAAUUUGCUCUAAGUGAACGAAGAGUUGAAGACUUCUUACUUGUUCAUCACUCAAUUGGAAAGCUAUUGUAUUUUAAUGAACCUGCGUUAAGAGAUUUUGUUGUCAUUCAACCUUCAGCAAUGGUCAAUAUCCUGAGAGCCUUCAUCACAGACAGAAUGUUUUGGCCAGAGAAUGGACCCAUUCGAGACAUACUAGAAAAUUUAUCAUCUACUGGAGUUUUAAAGAAGAAAGAUCUUUUUACGCUGUGGUUACAACCAGCUUUCAAAGACAUUUUGAUGAACGACAGAAAACAAGAUUAUGUAGUUCAGGUCCUCCUGCAUCUUGAUAUCCUUGUAGAACCUAAACACUACGCUGGGAAGGAUUUCGCUGCAGAUUCAUAUCUAGUGCCAUGCAUUGUGGCUUCUAAAUUUCCACCAAAAAUGCAGAAUGCUGCAACAGAUGACAGAACAAUAUGCAUAGCCUAUCAUCUAAAAGAGACAGUGGUUCCAUCUGCUUUGUCCUUCAAGCUUAUAGGGGCUGCAAUCAGCAUUUGGCCUUUGAAAUUAGUUGAUGCUCGUUAUUGCCUUUAUUAUCAAGCUGCAGUUAUGGAUACUGAUACCAGGAAUGAACUUCAAAUUCAUGUGAAAGGGCACAGAAUUGUUGCAUACCUCGUUAAUGACACGUCAAAACUCCUCAUUUCACCAGAUCUAGCAACAACCAUACAGGAAUGCUUGACAUUGGCACUAGGACGAAUUCUUAAGUUUUAUGGUCAUUGUUUUGGUAGACAAAAUCACAAUGUAACGUCAGACCUUUUUGAAAUAGAAGUUGGAGAAUUAUGCAAAGGUGAAACCUGUUUAAUUCCUUUGUCAGAUGCGAAAACGAAAGCACAUUGGCGAUGCAAGAAUGGGAUGAUACACAACACGAAAUUUCCUCUGAAUUGGAAUGUUGAUAAGAAUAAGAAGCAGUGUGACUCAAAUUGUAAAGGUCUUGAAAUAGAAGCACAACUCUUGACACCAGAUGAUCAACAUUUCGUGCAACUAGCAAGAACAAUAGGCAUUGGAGACUUCUACAACUUCUUCAUUGAACUUGGAAUGGAAAAAGCCGAUUACGACAACUUAAAUUUUCGUUAUUUCUCAAAUCCUAUGGAUUUUAUGUUGAUGGGACUGUUUGAAUGGAGGGAUAAAACAGAAAGUGACCAAUUGACUGCAACGUUUGGAAAACUCCAGAAGGCACUGACAGCUAUUGAAAGACAACAUUAUCUGUGUCAGAUACACAGAGAGGAUCAUACUUUAGUGGAACAAGCUCAUAGCCGCCUACAAGAUGUUCCGUCAGAUGAUGUAAUUAAGGCUUUGACAGAUAAGAACCUGAUUGGUGAUUGCGUUGUUCACUUAGGAGUUGAAUUGUGUCUAAGCAUUGGGGACAUUAAGAAGACUUUAUACAAUUUUCCUAGGGAUUUGAAUGGUCAAGUUCUUGAUCUUCUCACCAAAUGGAAGAAUUGCAAUGAAAUAAAGAUGGUGAAACCAACAAUCUACCGACUUAUGGUAGCUUUAAAACAUAUUAAAGCAGCUAAAGGACUUAGUUAUGUGAAGAAAACAUAUGGUGUAGAGUAACACUUUAUAUGUUGUAUUAUGUGUAAAAGAAGAUAACAAAAAAAGUGUAAGGGUAGUAAACAAAGAUGACGGGUAUAACCUAGUCUAUUGAUUCAAAGAUAGUAGCUAGAAGUAAAUUUAUGUUCUGUUCCCUAUAAUUAUUUGAUAAUCAUUUUUUUUGUAUAUAGUUAAACAGAUGCUGCAUUUUUUUACGAGUGAGAGUGUUCAUAUUAUAAAUAAUAAACAAAAGCAACAUACGCUAGUGGUCUCAUUGAAUUCAAUCAUAUAAUGAUCAAUAAGUUCUAUUAAGCAAGAUGUGUUUCUCAUUCAUAUUUUUUUCAAAAGUUAGGGAUCCAAAAAAGGCUAACAUUUUCGCCUAUUGCGUAAAUAAUAACUUUAUUUCAACGUUAAAUGUGAUAUAUUUAUAGAAACAAACCACCUUAUCUUCUUAUUAUGUUUAAAGGUUUGUGCUUGUUAUCAACAUGAUUGUUAUUUUGAAUAUCAUUCCUAAACUGUGAAUACAUGAACUGCGAGUUCCUUCAGUUCUAGUACACCAGUAAUUUUAAGCUUACCUGGUAGAGAUACCAAUUAAUUUUUUUUUAUCAUUUUGCGUCUGUCAUCUGUCGUCUGUUAACUUUUAAACAGUUUUCUCCUCUGAAACUACUUGGUCAAAUUGAACGAAACUUAACCAAAAAAAAUCAUCAUUUUGAAUAUUAAUAUAGAAUAAAUAUGUCCGAUGACAAGAUGGCUAAAAAUAGAAGAUAGGGGUAAAAUGCAAGUUUUGCCUAUCGUAUUGAAAACUGCCAUAGAUAAAAUUAUUUUAAGGGGUCACAAGAGUUCAGAAUGUUGAGCUGUACCUAUUGUCUAUUUACGUCAAAACUGUCAGACGACUUUUUGUAGAAGUAAUUGCUCUUAAAUGGCGAUUUUUAUUUUAUUUCAAUGACAAUUUUCAUAUCUUCAAUACACUUUUGUUUCCACUAUAACAUGUUUAACACAGAUAAUUGAAAUAAUUUUAAACUAUCUGAGAAUCUUUACCAAGUAAUCUUUUUGAGAACCUCUCGUUUUGUAUCAGAGUAUUGUUUUAAGUUUACCUAAGCAAAUCAUGAAUAUUGCCAUUGCUAUAUAUGAGAUUAGGAUAUCAUUGUUGGAUCUUUGCUGGCAUUACCUCUAUUGUUUCUUCUGAAAUUGUAUAAUAUAAUAAUGUCUGUCACUAAUAUUGCAAAUGAUUUUUAAUGACAAAACACAAUAAAUAGUAAAUGUACAUUUAACAAGUUUGUUCUUUCCAAGUUCCAAGUUAAUAUGUUUCAAAGGGAUAAUAAAAUGACAAAUACAGUACUUUGUUUAGCAUAAAACAGGGUAUGCAGAAUAUUUGUCAAUUAUCAAU